AUGUACGGAGGACUAAACCAAGACUCGUUUGGAGCUACCUGGGCUCCCGCAGAAUUUGAUCAUCUUGAACAUUCUGAUGGCGGAUUCUUUGAGGAAGAUUUAUCAAAUUUCAUAACGGAAGAUGAUAUUAAUAAACCAAACACUGAAGUUAACCUUAGAAAAACUUUCAUGCCUUUAAAAAUCAAUAUGAUAUAUUCCUCUUGGAAAACCGGCGGGGUGUCGAUUAACGUAUACGGGUACCAGUUGGACAUAAUAAAGUUGAUUGGGUAUGUUAAAGAGGCCAAGGAGACUGAUCAAGACACUUCGUUCCUGAUAGACGACGGGACUGGCACUAUAGAGUGCAUUCACCUAUCGCCCGGUGACAUCAGUGAUUGGAAGCGUAACUACAUCAGCGAACUAACAAGAACUAAAUCUGCAGUCAAGAUCUAUGGCGGUUUUAACCCUCUUUACAGCAGCAGCAGCCCAACCAUAAUCAUAUACUCAAUAAAAGAAGUUACUUCUCCUGAAGAGAUAAAAUUGCAUAAUUUAGACAUUGACGGAAAACGCAACCCAAAUGUUAUGGAUACGAUAGGCGAAAUGGAUUCAAUCUUAAAGGAGUUCGAUAUUUCAAUUCCUAAACAACAACCAGAUAAUUCUCUUGAUAAUAUUCUAUCUACCACUACUGACUAUAGUCCUACAUCUACCGCCAAAAUACCAGUGAAUGAAUUGGCUUUGACUAAAUUUAUAUCAUCAAUGUUGGCAAAUGAAUCAAGAAACAACAAUUACAAUGGCCUACACAUCUCUGAAAUAACAAGAAGAUGCAGACAACAACAUUCAUUUCAAUCUGUACAAGAACAAAAUAUUCGAAAGAUUCUCAAGGAUCUGGAGCGGGACGCUACUGUUUUCCAAACUCUCGACUCAAACACCUACGCCUCUACAGAUUCAUAG
Messenger RNA from Theileria annulata, 927 nucleotides. RefSeq lists its product as uncharacterized. NCBI's taxonomy places the organism in Eukaryota, Apicomplexa, Aconoidasida, Piroplasmida, Theileriidae. The coding region runs from base 1 to 927 and encodes 308 amino acids. The transcript has 6 exons. The record is from RefSeq and is a predicted model, not a curated record.